UUUAUAUUCGGUGCGUUAUUGCAAUAUGGCUGCGCCCAUUGAUUUCGACAUUGCAUGUAAACAUUGAUUCUUUUAUAAUAUAAUAUCGGGAUUUCAAUUUUAAAACGUUUACAAAUAAAUAUGGGUAAGAACAACAAGAAAAAAACUCAACCGAUGUUAGGAAGGACCAUUAUUAAAGACAGAUUUCGUGGGAAAAGAAAAGAUGGAAGUAGUCAACAAAAUUAUUUACAUACAACAGAAUUAAAUGAUGGUUAUGAUUGGGGUAGAUUAAAUCUCCAGUCAGUAACAGAACAGAGUAAUCUAGAAGAUUUUUUAACAACAGCUGAAUUAGCUGGUACAGAAUUUACAGCAGAAAAGCUUAAUAUCAAAUUUGUUGAUCCAUCUAGUCAUAUUGGUCUCUUAUCAUCAGAAGAAAAACAAAAGGUUGAUGAAGCUCAGAAAAAACAUAGUAGCCUAUUACAAAUUCCUCGCAGACCAAGAUGGACAGACAGGACAACACCAGAAGAAUUAGACACGUUGGAGAAAGAAGCUUUCUUACAAUGGAGAAAACAGUUAGCUCAAUUACAAGAGAAAGAACAUAUUGUUAUGACUCCGUUUGAAAAAAAUCUGGAUUUUUGGAGACAGUUAUGGAGAGUAAUUGAGAGGAGUGAUAUUAUUGUACAGAUUGUUGAUGGUAGAAAUCCAUUGCUGUUUCGAUGCGGAGAUCUAGAAGACUAUGUAUCAGAGGUUGAUAAGUCAAAGGUCAAUCUUCUCUUAGUAAAUAAAGCUGAUUACUUGUCUACUAAACAAAGGAAAGCGUGGGCUGAUUAUUUUGCACAGCUUGGUGUACGAGUUGCCUUUUGGUCAGCUUUAGAAGAAACAGCUCGUCAAAAUGAGGCUGAGAAAUUACAGAAAGAAGAAGCAAAUAAUGAGAAUAGUUCUGGAGAAACUGAUUCUGAGGAUGAAAAUAAUAUUACACAUGUUGAAUCUUUACAAAUUACAGAUGAACAGGAAAAAAAUAUUACAGAACAGAACUCAAAUAAUAUGUCUGAAAAUUCAAUAGAUAAUGAAGAAGCUAGUGAUGAUAUAAACACACUUAGCUGUGAUAAAACUUGUGUCAAUUCAUCAACAAUUUUAACUGGAGAAGAAUUAUUAGAUUUGUUUCGUUCUUUACAUAGUGGUCCAUAUCAUACAGAUGGAGUACUAACUGUUGGCAUGGUUGGUUAUCCAAAUGUAGGUAAAAGUUCCACUAUCAAUGCUAUUUUAAGAACUAAGAAAGUGCCAGUGUCUGCAACUCCAGGAAGGACCAAACAUUUUCAGACAUUAUUUGUUGAACCUAGCUUAAUGUUAUGUGAUUGUCCAGGAUUAGUUUAUCCAUCAUUUGUAUCAACUAAAGCUGAAUUAGUGGUUAAUGGUAUUUUACCUGUUGAUCAGAUGAGAGAUCAUUUACCACCUGUAAAUCUAAUCUGUGAGAGAAUACAUAGAAAUGUAUUAGAGAUUAUCUAUGGCAUAAAUAUACGGAAACCAGUUGAGGGUGAAGAUCCUGAUAGAAGACCUAAUGCUUACGAGGUCUUAAAUGCUUAUGGAGCUAUGAGAGGUUAUAUGACAUCGAGAGGAGCACCAGAUGGACCCAGAUCUUCACGAUAUAUUAUUAAAGAUUAUAUAAAUGGUAAAUUAUUGUUUUGUCAUCCACCACCUGGUAUAAAAGUAGAAGAGUUCCAGGAAGCACCAGUAAUAAAGAAAUCUUCCCAGAUUAUUCUUCCUAUUACAGAUUCUACUUCAACAGAUAAACAAAACAAGAAACCAGGUCCGAAAACCAGUUCUCUUGAUAAAGAAUUCUUUGCCAAGAUGCAUCCAGUCUCUCAUUUAAAGGGUGUGAAAUGUAUUCGUGUUGCUGGACGACCAGAUCUAUCAACUCCACAUGGCAGUCAACAGUCAUUAAAUCUGGUUGGAGAAAAACCAUGGCGACGACAUCACAAUAAAAAUAAGAAAGAAAAAUUGCGUAGAGUUUAUUCUCAAUUGGAUCAACAUGAUUAUUAUUAGUAGUAUCUCUUGUAUAUAAUGCUAAUAAAUUAUAUAAUACAA
Molecule: messenger RNA, 2064 nt
Organism: Patella vulgata (common limpet)
Lineage: Eukaryota; Metazoa; Mollusca; Gastropoda; Patellidae
Product: large subunit GTPase 1 homolog
Exons: 14
Coding region: 121-2022 (633 amino acids)
Biological process (GO): ribosomal subunit export from nucleus
Cellular component (GO): cytosol
Molecular function (GO): GTP binding; GTPase activity
Source: RefSeq, a predicted model, not a curated record